CAAACUUAAUAGGCACAUGAGAAUUCACACUAAAGAACGCCGUUACAGAUGUGACCAGUGUGGAAAUUUCUUUAAAUUUAAAUACAAACUUAUUUUGCACAUGAGAAUUCACACGGGAGAACGGCCGUACAGAUGUGGCCAGUGUGGAUCCACCUUCAUUCGUGAAUACAACCUUAACAGGCACAUGAAAAUUCACACUGGAGAGAAAUCUUAUAAAUGUGAUCAGUGUGAAAGGACUUUUAUUCGUAAAGACCACCUUAAAGAGCACAUGAGAGUUCACACUGGAAAGAAACCUUACAGAUGUCAUCAGUGUGGAAAGAGCUUCAGUCUGAAGGCUAAUCUUAAAUCUCACAUGAGAGUUCACACCGGAGAAAAGCCGUACGGAUGUGAUCAGUGUGGAAAGAGUUUUGCAUCGGCAGCGACUCUGAGAGAUCAUCUUCUCUAUCAUUCUGGAGUGAGAUCAUUUCAGUGUGAACAGUGCAGUAAAACAUUCUUUUCUGCAAUUGACCUGAAGAAGCACAUGAAGACUCAUACAGUUGUGAAGCCUCAUGUCUGUUCCAUCUGUGGAAAGUCCUUCUCAAAACUCUCCAACCUUAAAAAUCACAAGAAGAAAACACACACAGGCGUGGGAUCUCAUAUGUGCUCUGAACAGAAAUCUCACCCUUGCUCCUCAUGUGGACAGAGUUUUCUGAUUUCAAGACGUCUAUGA
Molecule: messenger RNA, 709 nt
Organism: Triplophysa rosa
Lineage: Eukaryota; Metazoa; Chordata; Actinopteri; Cypriniformes; Nemacheilidae
Product: zinc finger protein 211-like
Exons: 1
Coding region: 17-709 (230 amino acids)
Biological process (GO): regulation of transcription by RNA polymerase II
Cellular component (GO): nucleus
Molecular function (GO): RNA polymerase II cis-regulatory region sequence-specific DNA binding; DNA-binding transcription activator activity, RNA polymerase II-specific
Source: RefSeq, a predicted model, not a curated record